This is a messenger RNA of Cotesia congregata, 1569 nucleotides long. NCBI's taxonomy places the organism in Eukaryota, Metazoa, Arthropoda, Insecta, Hymenoptera, Braconidae. The record is from the annotation of a GenBank genome assembly.
AUGAACGCAUCAGGACAGGAACGCGGGCACGCUGUCGUCGUGUGGGAGUGGGAAAACCGACAGUCUCGUUGGAGACCUUACAGCCCCGAUGUAUCUCAGCAUCUCGAAAGAGCCCAUACCAAAAAGUUAACUAGGGUUUAUCUUCAUGAUGCCGAUCCCACCCUUGAUAAGUACUCCAUCAAUUUAACAAGCAACACUCAGUGUAACGAUGAUGGGACUGAAAUUCAUAAUGUACGCCGACAACUUUAUUCACCAAAUUCACCUGCUGGCAAAGGUGCUAAAUGGGAAUGGGCGGGAGACUCUAAUGAUUGGCAUACUUAUGAUAUGGAAGUUCAAUGUUUGAUUGAGGAAGCCUGGGCAGCUGGAAGUAAAUCAAUUGAUGUAUCAAAAUCACCCUUGGGAUUUCCAUACAUUAUAAACUUUCUUAAUUUAACUCAAGUAAGAUGCUCAAGCGGCUUCGUAAGAAAAAUACGUCGUGUUAAUCAGGCUCCUUACCCUCUAGUCAAAGUUGCUCUUGAAGAACUUCCGUCUUCUGUUGGAAGUGGACAUAAAUCGUCAAAUGCACUUGUUAAGCCUCCAAGUAAAUUACCUAAGAAACAACCUUGCGGAAGCAGCAGCAGUAGCACUAAAAAAAGUAAUAAAAAGAGCAAAAGCAGCGACAAUAGUCCUUCGAACAUAGCGCAUAAAAACACCGAGAGCAAUUCGACUCCUGUAGAUGAGUCAUCUAACAAUCGCAAGACAUGGGAUACUGUUCUGGAUGUAGACUCGAGUAGCACCAAGAGUGGAAGACGUCCAAGUGUCGACACAGUCUCGACUUAUCUGAGCCAUGAAAACCCAGUAGAUCUGCUGGACAGCAGUGUAGGAAGUGAUGACGCUUUCAAAGAUUCUGUAGCCAACGUCGAGCGUACACCUGAUGUUAUUUCGCAGUAUGUCAAAGUCGUCGAGAGCGAGGGCGGAGACUCGUGCCCAGUUUGCUUGGGCACUCCAGAGCCGCUUACUGUUGAACUCACUCGCUGCCAUCACAGACUUCACUUAGCUUGCUUGAAUGCUAUGUUGAACACUCAAAUGCAACCUAUGUACAUUCAAUGCCCGGUUUGUAGAUUGAUUUAUGGAGAGAAACGAGGUAACCAACCUGCUGGAACUAUGAACUGGACAACGAUUCCUCGUCCUCUUCCAGGAUUUCCUCAUACUAAUACAAUUCAAAUUACCUAUGACAUUCCAUCCGGUAUCCAAGGACCAGAGCAUCCAAAUCCUGGUCAAGCUUUUUACGCAGUUGGUUUUCCUCGUGUUUGUUACAUUCCUGACAACGAACUUGGCCGUAAAGUAUUGACAUUGCUCAAAAUAGCAUUUGAGAGACGUCUUAUCUUCACAGUAGGUCGAUCAGUCACAACCGGGCGUGAAGAUGUUGUUACCUGGAACGAAAUUCAUCAUAAAACUGAACUAGGACCAUCAACGUCUGGUCACGGGUAUCCAGAUGUCAGUUAUCUUGAGAGAGUUUUGUAUGAAUUAGCUGCUCAAGGUGUUACAGAUGAACAAACUACCAAUAGUCUUUAUCAAGAGUUACAAUAA